Musca vetustissima is the source of this 2856-nucleotide messenger RNA. RefSeq names its product AP-1 complex subunit beta-1 (gene AP-1-2beta). Gene Ontology annotation, molecular function: clathrin binding. Gene Ontology annotation, biological process: intracellular protein transport; vesicle-mediated transport. The record is from RefSeq and is a predicted model, not a curated record. Bases 82 to 2847 code for a protein of 921 amino acids. The transcript is spliced from 5 exons. Gene Ontology annotation, cellular component: membrane coat; clathrin adaptor complex. Lineage: Eukaryota; Metazoa; Arthropoda; Insecta; Diptera; Muscidae.
GUGAAAAAAUCUUUAUUCGUCAUCUAAACAAAUUCAAUUCAUAAAAUUCGUACUAAUAUUAAGUAAUACACCAGCAUAAAGAUGACCGACUCCAAAUAUUUUUCCACCACCAAAAAGGGUGAAAUUUUCGAAUUAAAAUCUGAAUUGAAUAAUGACAAAAAGGAAAAGAAAAAAGAAGCUGUCAAGAAGGUCAUUGCCAGUAUGACCGUUGGCAAAGAUGUCUCUGUCCUCUUCCCCGAUGUUGUAAAUUGUAUGCAAACCGAUAAUUUAGAACUGAAAAAAUUGGUCUACUUGUAUCUGAUGAAUUAUGCUAAAUCUCAACCGGAUGCUGCCAUUAUGGCUGUCAACACCUUCGUUAAGGAUUGUGAAGAUUCGAAUCCAUUGAUACGUGCAUUGGCUGUACGCACAAUGGGUUGUAUUCGUGUUGAUAAAAUUACCGAAUAUCUGUGUGAACCAUUGCGUAAAUGUUUGAAAGAUGAAGAUCCCUAUGUACGCAAAACAGCCGCUGUGUGUGUUGCCAAGCUGUAUGACAUUUCCGCCUCAAUGGUGGAGGAUCAAGGAUUUUUGGAUCAAUUGAAAGAUCUGUUAUCCGAUUCGAAUCCCAUGGUUGUGGCAAACGCCGUGGCUGCCUUGAGUGAAAUUAACGAAUCCAGUCAAUCGGGACAGCCGUUGGUGGAAAUGAAUUCGGCCACCAUCAAUAAAUUGCUUACCGCUCUCAAUGAAUGUACCGAAUGGGGUCAGGUGUUUAUUUUGGAUUCCUUGGCCAACUACAGUCCCAAGGAUGAACGUGAAGCCCAAUCCAUAUGUGAACGUAUUACACCACGUUUGGCCCAUGCCAAUGCUGCUGUGGUCUUGAGUGCCGUUAAAGUUUUAAUGAAACUCUUGGAAAUGCUUUCAAAUGAUGGAGAUUUUUGUGCCACCUUGACCAAGAAAUUGGCACCACCAUUGGUUACUCUGCUCUCAUCGGAGCCAGAGGUACAAUACGUAGCCUUGCGUAACAUCAAUUUAAUUGUACAAAAACGUCCCGAUAUUUUGAAACAUGAAAUGAAAGUGUUCUUUGUGAAAUACAACGAUCCGAUUUAUGUGAAAUUGGAGAAGCUGGAUAUUAUGAUUCGUUUGGCCAAUCAAAGUAAUAUUGCUCAAGUACUGAGUGAACUUAAGGAAUAUGCCACCGAAGUUGAUGUGGAUUUUGUAAGGAAGGCGGUACGGGCCAUUGGACGUUGUGCCAUUAAGGUUGAGGCCUCUGCCGAACGUUGUGUCUCCACUCUGCUGGAACUCAUCCAAACCAAAGUCAACUAUGUGGUCCAAGAGGCCAUUGUUGUCAUCAAGGACAUUUUCCGUAAAUAUCCCAACAAGUAUGAAAGCAUCAUCAGCACAUUGUGUGAAAACUUGGACACUUUGGAUGAACCCGAAGCCAGAGCAUCCAUGGUUUGGAUUAUUGGUGAAUAUGCCGAACGUAUUGACAAUGCCGAUGAAUUGUUGGAUAGUUUCUUGGAAGGUUUCCAAGAUGAAAAUGCUCAAGUUCAGCUGCAAUUACUUACCGCUGUGGUGAAGCUGUUCUUGAAACGUCCUUCAGAUACACAAGAGCUCGUGCAACAUGUUUUGUCAUUGGCCACCCAAGAUUCGGAUAAUCCUGAUUUACGUGAUCGUGGUUUUAUUUACUGGCGUCUAUUGUCAACUGAUCCCGCUGCCGCCAAGGAAGUGGUAUUGGCCGAUAAGCCAUUGAUUUCGGAAGAAACUGAUUUGUUGGAACCCACAUUGUUGGAUGAACUCAUCUGUCACAUUAGCUCCUUGGCUAGUGUUUAUCACAAACCACCCACAGCCUUUGUUGAAGGUCGUGGGGCUGGUGUACGUAAAUCAUUACCCAACAGGGCUGCAGCUAGUGGUGAAGGUGGUGAUGCCGGUGCAGCAGGAGCUGGUGGAGAGGCCAUGGUUAUACCCAAUCAAGAAUCGCUUAUUGGUGAUUUACUCUCCAUGGACAUAAAUGCACCAUCUAUGCCAGCAGCUGCACCCACAGGCAUGGGUGUUGAUUUAUUGGGUGGUGGUUUGGAUAUUUUGCUCGGUGGUCCCCCUGCUGAAACCGCAUCGGCCGGUGCCAGCAGCCUUUUGGGUGACAUAUUUGGCCUUGGUGGCGCCGCCUUAAAUGUGGGUGUACAAAUUCCCAAAAUUGUUUGGUUACCAGCGGAAAAGGGCAAAGGUUUGGAAAUCCAAGGUUCAUUCUCUCGACGCAAUGGUGAAAUUUUCAUGGACAUGAAAUUCACCAACAAAGCCAUGCAACCCAUGAGCGGUUUUGCCAUACAAUUGAACAAGAACAGUUUUGGUUUGGUACCCGCCCAGCCUCUACAAGUUGCCCCCUUACCUCCCAAUCAAUCGACCGAAGUAACCCUAAAUUUGGGUACCCAAGGUCCAGUACAGCGCAUGGAACCCCUGAACAAUUUACAGGUGGCUGUUAAAAACAAUAUCGACAUUUUCUAUUUUGCCUGUUUGAUUCAUGGCAAUGUCCUAUUCGCCGAAGAUGGUCAGCUGGACAAGCGUGUGUUCCUCAACACCUGGAAAGAAAUACCCGCCGCCAAUGAAGUUCAAUAUUCAUUGAGUGGUGUUAUUGGCACCACCGACGGCAUUGCCUCGAAAAUGACCACCAAUAAUGUUUUCACCAUUGCCAAGCGUAACGUUGAGGGUCAAGAUAUGCUCUAUCAGUCAUUGAAGCUGACCAACAAUAUUUGGGUAUUGCUCGAACUGAAAUUACAACCCGGUAAUCCUGAUGCCACAUUGAGCUUAAAAUCACGUUCCGUGGAAGUGGCACCAAUGAUAUUUGCUGCCUAUGAAGCUAUCAUACGUUCCCCUUAAAUUUAUUAA